Messenger RNA from Arachis stenosperma, 1424 nucleotides. RefSeq names its product pre-rRNA-processing protein ESF2-like. Gene Ontology annotation, biological process: endonucleolytic cleavage in ITS1 to separate SSU-rRNA from 5.8S rRNA and LSU-rRNA from tricistronic rRNA transcript (SSU-rRNA, 5.8S rRNA, LSU-rRNA); endonucleolytic cleavage to generate mature 5'-end of SSU-rRNA from (SSU-rRNA, 5.8S rRNA, LSU-rRNA); endonucleolytic cleavage in 5'-ETS of tricistronic rRNA transcript (SSU-rRNA, 5.8S rRNA, LSU-rRNA). NCBI's taxonomy places the organism in Eukaryota, Viridiplantae, Streptophyta, Magnoliopsida, Fabales, Fabaceae. Gene Ontology annotation, molecular function: RNA binding. The coding region runs from base 463 to 1179 and encodes 238 amino acids. The transcript has 8 exons. The record is from RefSeq and is a predicted model, not a curated record. Gene Ontology annotation, cellular component: nucleolus.
GUUUCGUUCUUGCAACCUUCCAACCCUAACAAACUCAGCCACCGUCCCAUCGCCGAACUCUUUUCCCCUGGUAGAGGGUGCUGUUGCCGCCAACUAGAACAGACUGUGGGUGCCAUUGUUGCCUGUGGAAGGUCUGUUCGCUUCUCCUCAAUCCUCUUCUCGUCGACGUCGCACGAAGGCUUGCUCGGAGUUGUUGGAGUUGCCGCCACAAAAGGCUGCUCUGUCGUCCCCUCUGCUCGCCUUUCCGUUCUCCAUCGCGAGCAACGUCUGCUUGCUUCUUCGAGUGACGUUGCCGUUCUGUCGAGGAGACCGCAGUACAAGAACAAGAAGUUGCUGCAUUCACCAAAUAAACAAGAGGACGACAAGUGUAGAGGAAAACGAAAACCCUGAUAUUGGUACACCUCACCACCAGACGAACCUAAUUGCGUUAAAUCUAAAUUGAAAAAGAAGAAUAAGAAGACUAUGGAAGUUGCAGUGAAAGAAGAAAAUGCCGAGAAUGAACCUAAUGGCUCAGAAUCAAAAUUGAAAGAUAAGAAGAAGAGAUUGUUGAAGGAAGCAGAGAAAGCGGACAAGCGAGGUGUUUGCUAUCUGAGUCGGAUCCCCCCUCACAUGGACCACGUCAAGCUUCGUCACAUUCUCUCUCAAUUCGGAGAUAUACAACGCAUCUUUCUUGCCCCUGAAGAUUCUAGUGCUCCAGUCUCAACUAAACGGUCGCGGGGUGCACGAGACCAAGCGUACUCAGAAGGGUGGGUUGAAUUCAAGAAUAAAAGUCUAGCAAAGAGGGUUGCUAAUAUGUUGAAUGGUGAACAGAUAGGGGGAAAGAAGAGGUCAUCGUUCUACUAUGACCUUUGGAAUAUUAAAUACCUAAGUAAAUUCAAGUGGGAUGAUCUCACUGAAGAACUAGCAUUAAAGAAAGCUAUUCGGGAGCAAAAGAUAGCUUUAGAACUUUCUGCUGCCAAGAGAGAGAGGGACUUAUAUCUUUCCAAAGUCGAUAAGUCACGUGCUUUGAAUGCAAUAGAGGAGAGGCUAAAGAAGAAGCAGAAGAUUCAACAAGACUCUGGACAAGUCGCAAAAGUGAUUCGCCAUUUCCCCCAAACGAAGCCAAUAACCGCUACUGCUAAAGAAAGUAAACCUGGACUCUCUGAUGAUAUACUGGAUGCUGUAUUUGGUGGUUCGUAAUCCAUGUAUUGAUACUUCAACAUCAGGAGUUCAGAACCCAAAGAAUAGCACUAUGCCAAUUUUGUAACAUGCAUAUAGCAAUUUUCUGUAUUCAACUUUUUUUUGGGUAAUAUCUAGAAGAUAUUGUUCUUAGUGAUUGAAGGUUUUUGACGUGGAAAAUUGAAGUAAUCUAGAAAUAUAAUAGUGUGUUUUUGUAUGUAGUGAAUUUUGUUAUAUUGCUAUACGCCUUCUAACGGUUAGUUUUA